AUGUCUGUAUACUACUGUGCCCGUGACUGCGCGUCCCUGAUUGGCCCGUCGCUCUCCCCGUCUUCUCCUUCUCAAUCUCCGACCACCGAUGAGCAACCACCUUUGAUCCCCCCAUUCCUUCUUGGCUCGGAAUUGUUUUCGCUUAGGUGCAUCAUCCUCUGGAAGGCAUGCUGCACACGCUCCUCUAGCCCUCCUCGCUCCCUCCGGCCACGCUGUCUGGAGCCCCAGACUCGACUAUGUACCGCGCCCCGGGCACCACCUCCCUCUUUUGCGCUGACAUUCAUUCUCUGCAGGGCCGUCUUCUCGCUGAUCAUCAUUAACAAGGCCGGCGGCCUGAUCUACCAACGCGAAUUCCAAGCCGGCCUGCGCAAGCUGUCAACCAAUGACUACUUGGUACUGGCGGGCACCUUUCACGGUGUCCACGCCAUUACCCGCUCCAUCACACCCAAGAUGCCACUCGCUCCAACAGCCUCCUCCCCCGCCGCGUCGUCGCCGAGCACCAGCACCCCCGUCUCGUCGGGGUACGCAUACCCGAACCCCGGCGUCGCCGCCACGGGCAUCGAAGAGCUUGAGACAGACAAGUUUCGCCUGACAUGUUUCCAGACUAUGACAGGGACAAAGUUCCUGCUGUUUACGGACCCGAUGAGCGGCAAUGUUGACGUUAUCAUUAACAAGAUCUACGAGCUGUAUGCGGACUACGUGAUGAAGAACCCAUUCUACCAGCUGGAGAUGCCUGUGCGUUGUGAGGCGUUUGACCGGCAUCUGGGGGCGUGGUUGAGAGGGCGCACUUGA
Molecule: messenger RNA, 792 nt
Organism: Penicillium riverlandense
Lineage: Eukaryota; Fungi; Ascomycota; Eurotiomycetes; Eurotiales; Aspergillaceae
Product: trafficking protein particle complex subunit 4
Exons: 2
Coding region: 1-792 (263 amino acids)
Biological process (GO): endoplasmic reticulum to Golgi vesicle-mediated transport
Cellular component (GO): TRAPP complex
Source: RefSeq, a predicted model, not a curated record